AUGAAAAGGUUGAAUCUUGCAGAGUGUGAUAGAAUCAUAGACUUCGGGGUCAUGUUUUUGGAGAAAAUGUGUUGUUGGGCUUGUUUGUCAAGGGGGGAGGCUGGGUUUGUGGGGGUGGCUGGGGCUCGUGGAUUGCGGUGUGGCUGGGUUUGCAGAGGGGCUGGGUUCAUGAGUUGCAGGGACGCUGGGUUUGUGGAUUGUAGGGUGGCUGGGGUUGCGACAAGGCUAGUUGGGUUCCAAAUCUGGGUUUGCAAAUAUAAGGGCAGAAGAAAUGGUGAUGGGUUGUUCUGCUGCCAUUGUUGUGAGCUUGCUUGA
Messenger RNA from Prunus armeniaca (apricot), 315 nucleotides. The record is from the annotation of a GenBank genome assembly. NCBI's taxonomy places the organism in Eukaryota, Viridiplantae, Streptophyta, Magnoliopsida, Rosales, Rosaceae.